This is a messenger RNA of Oncorhynchus mykiss (rainbow trout), 8943 nucleotides long. RefSeq names its product protein FAM135B. Lineage: Eukaryota; Metazoa; Chordata; Actinopteri; Salmoniformes; Salmonidae. Gene Ontology annotation, biological process: lipid metabolic process. The record is from RefSeq and is a predicted model, not a curated record.
ACCGCAGGACUCUGGUCUACCCUGUGCAUGCUGACUGAUAAUAUUCUCCCGAAACGAUGUGUCAACCACCAGAAAGAGGAUAAACACGAAGCUAAACCACGAGACAGGCCAGGCGCACCACUUAGACAAAUUGAACAUUACUGUCAUGAUGGGGGAAACGUAAGCUAAGCUAGGAGGCUGACUUCUAGUGUUUUGCACUGCAGAAGACAAGGAUACAGGGGCUGAAUGGAUAACCAUGGCAACAGCAGCAGGAGAAGCGGUGAGCAGCAGCUUACAGCAGCGAUAUAACCACUGAACACAGACAAGGCAUCAUACCUCCGUAGAUCUGAAAGGCAAGGGUCGCUGUAGGUUGUGAAGCCAAAGCCUUGUGGACAGUGGUGGACACUGGUUAUUGCGUGGGGAUUCGCAGCGCAUCAGUGAGCAAGGGGAUGACCUGGAACGUAUCAUGUCUGAAGUACAGGGGACGUUGGAGUUUUCUGUAGAGCUGAACAAGUUUCACAAUGUGGAUCUCUUCCAGAGAGGAUUCUACCAGGUCCGAGCAGGGCUGAAGGUCUCUCCACGUGUACCACACAGGUUGAUAGCGACAACACCAGGGAAUACAGGUGACUGUAGUUUCAGCUCUGCGGGGGUCCAUGAUGGGGUACAUGAGGACACUACGGUGUUCAGUCGGAUCUUCCAGAUCCUCUACAGGAACGAAGAGGUCAACGUCGAUGACCGCAUGCUCUUCAAGGUCCACCUAUUGCUGGAUGGGGAGAGGGUGGAAGAGGCUCUGAGUGAAGUGGACUUUCAGUUGAAGCUGGACCUUCACUUCACAGACAACGAGCAACAGUUAGGGGACAUCGUGACAGUCCCAGUCAUCAGCAGUAGAACCCUGGGUCUCCACUUCCACCCCAGGAGCGGUCUCCACCACCAUGUACCUGUCAUGUUCGACUACUUCCACCUGUCCGUCGUCUCUGUCUCCAUACACGCAUCCUUGGUGGCCUUGCAUCAACCACUCAUCAGCUUUGCCCAUACAGGGAAGGGUUCCUGGCUGGGAAAGGGCUCCCCAGAGAACGGUACUGACCCGUCAGCCAUGGGGGUGUCCAUGGAGAACCUGAUGUUUGGGGCUGGAUACUGCAAACCUGUAAUCACAGAGGGGAGUUUCUACGUCCCCAGUGAGAACUGUUUACAGAGAGCUCACACAUGGCAUGGUAGACUCUGUCGCCUCCUACUGGUGGUACACAGAGGCCUACGUUCCUACUACACCACGGUGAUGAAGGAGAUACCACAGCUGGACCAGGUGGACAUAGACGAGCUUCCUGUGGAAGAAACACUAACGCUGCUCAGAACAGAACUACAGCUGCAGGAGGGACAUGAGAAAGUAGCAGAACAGAUCUGUAGAGACCUGACCCAACUCUGCUCCCAACUGUCGGCCCUGUGGACACGCUUCCUGGAGGCUGCCGUUCCCAACACACAUAUCCUGUCCCACCUGGCCCAGGAACACCACACACUCAGGGUCAGGCGGUUUUCAGAGGCAUACUUCUUCACAGAACACCCCAAAGAGACAUCCCUGACAUUCCAAGAGGACCUGAUCAACAGACACGGUCAGAUAGCUGUGGAGGUGCGUAGCUCCAACUACCUGACCAGGAUGCCACCGUUACCUGUAGAAUGCCUGGACAUUGACGGAGACUGGAACAGCCUGCCUAUCAUCUUCGAAGAUAGAUAUGUAGAGUCUCCACGGACAGAUUGGGGAUCAUAUAUACCAACACCUAUGUCCACCAGUGAGCAGGCCAUCCCCGACCCUCCUGUCACUGAUUCCAACAAUAGCCCUCCUCCCCUGGACCAGCUCACCAGCUCACCAGCAAUACCAACCCAGGAACCUAAAGACAGUGAGGACUGCAUGGACCUGUCUACACACGGGUCUCUCAUAGGAGAGCAGAGCACCAGCAUUAUUACUGACAAGAUAGGAGAGACAUCAGAGCCAGACAAGGCAGACCCAGACCAGGGAGAACCAGACCAGGGAGAGCCAGUCCAGCCAGGGGAUCCAGAGGAGCAGGCCAAGGCAGAGGAGAAAUCAGAGGAGAGCCCUGGUUUAGGCCUGAGAAUAAUCAGAGUCAGGCCCACUGAUGUGGAUCCAUUCAGAGGAGAGGCAGUGCUAAUGAUCUCCUCCAACCACAAACAGUGUACGGACACACAACAUACCUCUAACCGUGAAGACACGACUUGGAAAGACUUGGAGAACCACCAGGACAUCAUCACACAGAGAUACCAGAACAUUAUCAGUACAGGAAUUGACUUGGAUGUAGAAGACAAUGACAUUGCUAUGGACGACGACAGCAAGUAUGUUCCUAUUAGCCGUCUAACCACUUACCCCCAGGCUCCACUCAAAGAUCAUCCCCUCACGCACCCUCUACCUACGGACCUGAGGAGAGAGCUGGCCCACCGAGGGGUGGUGGGGGUGGGGGGCCCCAAGAUAAUGAACCGCUCCCCCUCCGUCAUCUCUGACUCAGGCAUCGAGAGUGAGCCCAGCUCGAUGGCCUGGCUCCUGGACGCUCACCGGACUGGAGGGCGCCCUCUGGAGGAGAUAAUGGUACUGCAGCGCCUGGAGAGGAGACACCCAGCCCACCGCAGCUCCCUGGAGGGCCUGCAGACAGAGAGUGGAGCCAGCGGGGGCAGCCUGCCCGGCGGAGGGGGUGGCGGUAUGGGUAUCCAGGCCUCCCUCACCUCCAUCUCGUCCCUUCCCUACGAGGACGACGAGGAACAGAGGUACCAGCAACAGCUCAGUAAACUGACCAAGUCUGUCUCAGCUCCUCAGAUCUCCAGCCCUGAGGACACAGAAGAGGACCAGGGAGGAGCGGAGGCGGAGGUAGACACGGAGAGCGAGGGGACCAGCGGGUACCAGGACCAGGAGGUGGGAUGCUCCUCCAUCUCCACUGCUCCCACCCAUGUAAUGACUGGGGACUUGAUUAGACACCAGGAAUCCUUAUCCGGGGGAAACUACUCCUCUCUAGAGGACAUCCAAGAGGGAGAGCUGCCUGAGGUUGGUCUGUUUGACUGGGUAGCUGUGCCCUCACCACCCCAGCAUGUAACCAGAACUCAUAUGGAGAGUUGUCAUGUUCUUAAAGAAACUCUUAGAUCUAAUGAAUCUGCUUUGCCAGUGGCCCUGUCAGACACUCAGGACAUGAAAGCAGUGUUAAGUGGCAUUAGUCGAGUACCAGAAGUCUUGCUGUUCCAACAGUAUGUUGAAUGCCAUGAUGAUAUGAAGGAUCCAGCUGUAGUCAGUCAGAUGGAGGAUAAGAAACAUCACAGAGGAGAUAGCUGUGGUGUCCCAAACUCAGUGGACCCAGGUCCCUGUGAAGUAGACUUCGCCCCCUGUAGCUGUGAGACAAAACCCUGUGAACAUGACAGCGGUGUGCUGGUGGAUGAUGUGGAGGAUAAUCCAGUCAGGAAUGACUGUCAGAGUCUCCAUCAGAUUGGGUUGAAUGACCUUGUUGACCAGGACCUACUGGAUCAUCAUCAUACUCCCUGCCAGAGCCUCCAUCGGGUCGGGCUGCGUGACCUAGUGGUGGUCUCACAGAGGAAGAGCCUCCAUGACCCCAGGCCGAUCCCCUCUAUCCCCAACCACACAGAGAGACCCAUCCACCUCAUAGGCCUUACUGUCAAUGAUAGGGCCAGGUCUGAUGACCUCAUAGGGCUCCCGGCCAACGAGCGAGAGCAGCUGGAUCUCAACGGUCAGACUAAGCCGGCUAAGAUUCCCAGUAGCUCGGAGUCAGGGUCAGGCUCGGGGUCAACCACAGGGUCAGGCCUGUCCUUUAUGAACAGGAAGGUGGUGGAGGUGGUGAAUAUGUCUGUGUCCUGUGCUCCGACCUGUCUUCCCUUCUCCUCCGUCCUCCGGGACUCACCGUCCAUUAGCGGCAUCUCCACUCGACAAGCCGCAUCCCCCAUUACCCAUCAGCCCCUGGGGUCCUUUGGCAUCAUCUCCUCAACCUCGUCCAACUCCCUGGGGCCAGACGAUGACACAAACGAGAGGAUGCUGCAUUUCUACAGGUCCAAAGAGGAUCUGGUGAAAGACCUGGUGUUCCAGGCAACCCUGUACAGUGACCUCCCUCACCUGGCCUCCGACCUGCCCUAUUUCCCCCCUGAGGAGGAGGAUGAGGAGUUUGAGGAUGGCAUACACCUGGUUGUCUGUGUCCACGGCCUUGAUGGGAACAGUGCAGACCUUCGCCUGGUGAAGACCUUCAUAGAGCUGGGUUUACCAGGGUCCAGACUCGACUUCCUCAUGUCUGAGAGGAACCAGACUGACACGUUUGCAGAUUUCGACACCAUGACGGACAGGCUAAUAGACGAGAUCAUCCAGCACAUUCAGCUGUACAACCUCACCGUCGGACGGAUAAGUUUCAUCGGUCACUCUUUGGGGAAUGUGAUUAUCCGGUCGGUGCUGACAAGGCCUCGGUUCCGCUGCUACCUGGUCAAGCUGCACACCUUCCUGUCUCUGUCCGGACCACACCUGGGAACGCUGUACAACAACAGCACGCUGGUCAGCACAGGUCUCUGGCUGAUGCAGAAGCUGAAGAAAUCUGGAUCGUUGCUGCAGCUCACCUGCAGAGAUCACACCGAUCCUCGGAAAACCUUCCUCUAUCUUCUCAGUCAGAAACCAGGGCUCCAGUUCUUCAAGAAUGUGGUGUUGGUGGCAUCGCCUCAGGACCGAUAUGUUCCCUUCCACUCUGCAAGGAUAGAGAUGUGCAGGACUGCACUCAAAGACAGGACCACAGGUCCAGUGUACACAGAGAUGAUCAACAACCUACUCCAGCCGUUGGUGGGGGCUAAGGACUGUUGUCUGAUUCGCCAGAAUGUGUUCCACGCCCUGCCCAACACCGCCAACACUCUGAUUGGCCGAGCCGCUCACAUCGCUGUGCUCGACUCUGAACUCUUCUUGGAGAAGUUCUUCCUGGUCGCAGGGCUCAACUACUUCAAAUAGAACUUCAAACUACUUUAAAGGGAUACGUCAGGAUUUUCGACAAUGAAGCCCUUUAGCUAUUUCCCCAGAGUUAGAUGAAUUUGUGGAUUCCAUUUUUAGGUCUCUGUGUGCAGUUUGAAGGAAGUUGCUAACUAGCAGAAGCGCAAUUGAAAACUAGCGUUAGGGCAAUGACUGGAAGUAUAUGGAAACUGCUAGCCUGCUAGUUGAUACAGCAGACUUAGCAUUGGCUCGCGAAACUACCUCUGACUUCCUUCAUACUGGGUGCAUUGACAUAAAAAUGGUAUCCACUAGUUCAUCUGACUCUGGGGAAGUAAAUAAAAUGCUUAAUUGACAAAAUCCUGAAGUAUCCCUUUAAAUAGAGGCUCAAAUAUUUAAAAAAGUAGAACCACUACUUCAAAUUGAGCUGUAGCUAUAGAGAAACUGGCUCAGAGAGGCUCUAGGUGUAUAUGAAGAGCUCUUUGUUGUGGUUAACAGGAUAGGAGGAUUUGGUGAGAGAAAGGGGGUUGCACCAUGACUAUGUACAGUGAAUAUUUAAAGUAUGUAUACCUAUGUUACCCCUGUUGUCAAAGAGGUGGUCAUAAGCUCUAUACAUCCCAUCCAUAUUAACAGCCGUAUGUCAAGUGAAACAACUGACGUGGCGCACCGUGUGGCUCAUACUGGUGUUGUAUAGGCCUUAUGAACACCUUCAUCCCUUACCCCUUCAUCCCAAAGUGUAGUCAGUAUAAUGUACAACUAAUGUUCAUCCCAAAGCGCUACCAAAUCAAGAACAUUUCAUUUUGGUAUUGUAUCCUGACCUGAAGUGGCUAGCCUGAAUGAAUCACUGGAUGAAGGAUCUACAUGUAUGCAUUUAUUUAAAAAACGAAGGAGAUAGUUGUUUGGAAUUCAACUCCGUAAUUGUAAUUGUUAUAAUACACGUAUCAAACUCCACAUAGAACUGUGGUGAUGUUAUAUUGUACAAACGUUUCUUUUUACGAAAAUUAUUUAUAUAUCAUUUUACAUUAUGUAUUUUAAAUUAUACCAUAUCCAUACGUUUGUCAGACUAUGACCAUUGUGUUGUGGAUUUUAUAUCAUACAAUUUCAACACAUAACAUGAAGGCCAAAUCAAGAGGUGAACCUUCUAUACAUACAAUGCCAGAAAAAGGUGGUCUAUAUAUUUCUUGUAUACGUUUAUAUACAGUAUAUUACAUAUCUAAAAAAAGUGUAUGUUUGUUGAAAGCAUUUAUGUGUGUCCAUCAAACUGCUGAGUUGAGUUGAAGGCUUAUCAACCUUGUAAUGCCUUUGUGUUCUUUAAAAUAAGGUAUAUCCCAACUUCCUUCAUAAGCUACUAUGUACCUUCUACCGACUGUAGUGAUCCUAUUGAGAUAUGAGUAUUACUACUACUACUACUAAGAUAUGAGUAUUUCUAUACUGAUAUAUGAGUAUUACUAUAAUGAGAUAUGAGUAUUACUACUACUACUACUAAGAUAUGAGUAUUUCAAUACUGAUAUAUGAGUAUUACUAUACUGAGAUAUGAGUAAUACUAUACUGAGAUAUGUAUAUUACUAUACUGAGAUAUGAGUAUUACUGCGACUGAGUCCAUUGUGUAAUUUAUCUUGGUUGAUUAAUAUUUUAAAUAGAUUUGAAAUACAGAAUCAUGAAGUAUGAAUCACUAUGGCUCAUAUCCCUUGGAAAUGACCUAUAGAUCUCUCUCUGAUUUCUCAUACUGUACGUGCGCUGCUUUUAGAGUUAGAUUUUGUAUGCAUUGAACCUUUAAUGUCGCUACCUUGUCUGUGCCAGGAACAGUAUAAUAAGGAGGGUGUCACCCUGCAUCCCAGAAGUCUCUACUAUGGGCACUUACUAGUAGGUACUAUGCUUCUGUCCAUCGAGAUUAAAAGAAUGUUUACAUUUUCAGAUUUACAGAGAUGUUGUCAUGGUAUCACAUGGAGGUGACUAAAGGUGCGUCUAUGGAGGUCAUGUACCGACACGUAGUUAUUCUUUGCACUGGUUUGACUGACAAGUACACUUUAUGCUGGACGUUUACAGCAAGUAGACCUACAGAUACACUUGCUUGACGAAGUCCUUGCACUCCAACAUUGUCAUUUGUGUAUGGCUGUUUCAAUUGAUAUUGUACAUACUCCGUUCUCCGCUCGCGGGUCAGCUUUCAAAGAUGUGUCCAUGCAGCUAGCGGCAAGCGACAAAGCUUGACCUUACUCGUUUCCUAUUGUAAUGUCCCAUCUCCUGGUGCUCUGCUGUCACUGUCAUUAAGCCCUUUCCUAGUGUCCUUGCAGUGCAAAAGGUGACAUCUCCAAGUCGUCUCCUGCGGCUGCUCUGUUUGCUGCAGUGCUGACUGGUAAGCAGAGUGUCACUGGGAUUGACUUUAAUUAAAUGGCCUCCGUUAAGACGUACGCACACACCACACACACACACGCACACGCACACACACACACACACACACACACACACACACACAGCAAUAGAAAGGGGGCUGGGUUGUUCCCGUCAGGACAAUGAGGGAAUGGCUGGUUGUGAAACCUCUACAGAAGCUGUGUCAGCAGUCUGGUAGAGCUAGCAGGCUUCAUGCAUAAUUUCCUUCUGACAUCCCUCUUGCCUGUUUGCUUUUACCCCCAAAGGGCCACGAUCUGUUUGUCCAAAGGGCCACGAUCUGUUUGUCCAAAGGGCCACAAUCUGUUUGUCCAAAGGGCCACGAUCUGUUUGUCCAAAGGGCCACGAUCUGUUUGUCCAAAGGGCCAUGAUCUGUUUGUCCAAAGGGCCAUGAUCUGUUUGUCCAAAGGGCCAUGAUCUGUUUGUCCAAAGGGCCAAGAUCUGUUUGUCCAAAGGGCCAUGAUCUGUUUGGCCAAAGGGCCAUGAUCUGUUUGUCCAAAGGGACCAUGAUCUGUUUGUCCAAAGGACCAUGAUCUGUUUGUCCAAAGGGCCACAAUCUGUUUGUCCAAAGGGCCACAUAUUUCGUGAAGUAAAGAUUUUAGUUUUCAUGCUCUCCAAGGGCAGGUGUGGAUUGGGAUUUUAAUAUUCAUGCUUUACAGGUUGUGUGGUUUAAUUCAUUGACAUGUCAUAAUAGUUUUUUGUGAGCUUCUGUGUUUUCCCUGAAGGUACAUAAUACAGUAGUGGUAGGCCUACAUGGACUUGAUGCCUUCUGUUUCUUUGGUUUAGCAAAACGUUCUGAUGGGAAAAAACUUGCCUGCUUCACUCAGUCAGAGAGGGCUGCUGUUCUGGUGCUGUUAUGAAGAGAAACACUUCCCAUUUCAAAUGAUUUAAAACAUUAGUAUUUUUCUUUCUUCUUGUUCACUCCUACAGAAGACAUGACUUACCUCUGUCAGCAAAGCAACCCCUGAUAUGUUGACUGAACUUUUUAUAUUUUAUUUGAUUAUUAUUUGUCAUUGGGAGAGUGAAUCGUCCUUUGUUACACUGUGUGUGUGUGUGUGUGUUUGUGUGUGUGUGUGUGUCACAGGAGGUUGGUGGCACUUUAAUUGGGGAGGACGGGCUCAUAGUAACGGCUGGAAUGGCAUACAUGGUAUGGUAUCGAGCACCAUUCCGUUCACUCCAUUCCAGCAAAAAUUAUUUGUCGUCCUCCUCUCAGCAGCUUCCUGUAGUGUGUGUGUGUGUACGCGCGUGUGUCCUCUAUGUGUGCUUUUGCAUAAAAUGCUCCAUGGCAGCUUUGUGACAUGUUUGUGUAGUGGUUUUUAUUUAUUAUCAUCGUCUGUCUGCUGAGGAUUAUGACCCAUUUCCAGCUGUUUGGUGUGAAUGUUCCAUAAACACAUUUGACUUGUGAGUGACAUUGUAUUUAUUUAUUUAAUCAAGUAUUUUCUUUUUGCUAACAAUAUAAUAGAACUUAAUCUGUGCCAAUAAUACGAAUCUAAUAUUUUUCUAAGUUUGCUUACUGUAUGUGUUCCUUAGUAGCUUGUGCCCAUGUAAAAAAUAUACAUAUAUUUCAGAACAUUAUGAUAAACAAUAUCAACAUUAUAUUAUAAUAAAACAAGUAUGUUUCUUUA